UCUAUGUAUGUGUGUGUAGAAAUCAUUACUUUCAUAGACUGCCUCAUAAAAAUAACUGAACAUUUGGGGAGCACUGCUGCACUUCUAAAGAAAGAAGAAAAGGAGAUUUGUAAUUUAUGUGGCAUGCAUGAUGAAUGUACUCCACAGCAGACAAUGUCCUCCAUUCAAGAUACCAAAGCAGCAGACAUUGCUGCAAGAGGGGAACUAAAUGUCAUAGAAACAGCUACUGUUUCUCCCACAAAUGGAGAGGAAAGUCAUUACACAAACCAGGUCCAGUUAGAAAAAAAUAAAACACAUAUGAGUUCAGCAUUAGUGGAAAAAGAAAACAAUACAUCACUGAAUGGAUGUGUACUGGGGCAAGAAGAGUCACAGAACAAAAUGUUCCCAGAUAAUGCAGAAAAUGAAGAUGAUAAACAAAUAGAACACAUGACUGUUGAGAACAUAAAUGGCAACAGGGAAGAGACUCAUGGCAUAAUUCAGACAACAGAGACAGAAAUUCAAGAGACUUCAGAAAGCCCAAGAGAAGAGAUGACCACAUCCUCAAUAAUAUGUGAUAUCUCCAAGAAAUAUAUAAAUAGUACUCUUCACAAUGAUUCAGAGAAUAUAAAGCACAAGAAUAACAUAAUGGAAAAGGAGUAUCUUGAUGUGCUGAGUGAUGAUACUGGCCCCCAAGUGUCUUGUUAUAUUACAGCACCAUCAUAUGUUCUACAACAAUUAGAAUGCCGGAUAAUAAAUCACAUGAGUUCUUUAAUAGUGGGUGAUAAUGAAGAGUUAGUUAGCAACGUCAUAACUAUUGAAUGCUCAGAUAAGGAAAAGAGAGUUCCAUUUCCAAUAGGCAUUGCAAUUCCAUUUACUGCACGUUACAGAGGAAAUUACAGAGAUAUCAUGGUGAAAGUGUGUGACAUAAACCUUCAAUCAAGUUACCUAAACCCAAAUUCACUAGAAGGAAUGAAGGGAGGUUAUAAGGGGACCUGUGCUUCAGUAAAAGUUUACAAAUUGGGCAUCUUUUCUGUUGUGUCUUGUUUAAAGAAAGAGUCGUUCACAGUAACAAAGAAAGGCCUCGCUCUUAAGUCAAGUAUGGAUUCCCGAAUAUCCUUAAAUUACCCUCCAGGAGUUUUUACCUCUCCAGUGCUGGUGCAGUUAAAGAUCCAACCAGUUGACCCAGCUCUGGUGGCACAUUUAAAAGCACAGCAAGAUACUUUCUACUCAGUCCAAUCCACAAGCCCUCUGAUUCACAUUCGGCACCCAUCAACUUAUCCUUUUCAGAAGCCAGUCACUUUGUUUUUACCUUGUUCUCCAUACCUUGAUAAAAACAACCUUGGUUCUGAGAUAGAUCAUAAAAGAAGAGCAAGUGCCACAAUAAAUAGGAUUACACCUUCGUAUUUCAACCGGACAAAAAUUGCCUCCAUAAGACAACCUAGGAAAAAUGCCAGUGAAUGUUUGAAAUUACUGGGAUUCAGAAGCCAAGACAGUGGUUGGUGUGGGCUUGAUGAUGUUGUGAAAACCAUACAGAGCGGCUUGGUAUCAGUUGAAUUGUAUGAACAUUUGGAGAGGUUUAUUGUACUUCACCUCUCUUCCACCAUGGACAAUAGUCAUUUGGUUACUUUUGUGAAAUCUUUAGAGGAAGCCAUGCUCAGCACCACUGCCUGCAUAGUACUGUCUCACCAGAAGGACAAUCCACAUAGAAUAGCUGUUUUAGUGGUGCCUUCCAAAGAUUUAAGCCAGGUGCUUAAGGGCCUGCGCUUGGAAGGGUUUGGGGGACCUCCAGAGCCAUCUCGUCAUUUCCAAGUUCGAGAAGGAGAACAACUUCUUUUAAGAUUUACUGGAAACAUAUUUGCUUCAAGCAACGGGAAGGAUUAUGGAAAAGACUACACACUUAUUUUUCACUUGCAAAGAAAACCUAGGCUGGAACUCCAAAUCAAAGAAGUGGACGAAUUUGGAAACUAUAGCUGCCCUCAUUAUAAAGGCACCAUUGUCGUUUACAAAGUACCUAAAGGAAAGAUAGUCCCCAACUUGAAUCAAUCUCUCGUAAUUAAUGAAAACCAUUCUCAGUUGCCAAUUUGCAAAUUACCAUUGAAAUUGCCAAAGCAUAAGAAAUUAAUCAACCAUCCACAGAGUACCAAAAGAGUUUCUAAGGAUCCUGUAGAAGCCCUUUGGGAUAACUUGCUCCAUUGGCUGGCUGAGGAGCUCUCAGAAGAAAAUGCUAAGUCUCUUUCCUCAACUCUCCCUCUGCGCCAUAGCACCAUUCAGCUCAUCAAACUCAAGAACCCUGAUGAUCUCACAGAACAGAUCCACGAGUUUCUUUGCUUCUGGAAAAAAUCGCUUCCAACUUUCACCGACAAACUUCGCCUCCUGGCUCGACAUCUCCGCAAGAUUGGCAGGAGUGAUCUUGCAGAAGAGCUCAAAUUCAAGUGGGAAAAUAAAGUGUUCACUGAACCACAGCAGGUUUUGAUGUAGCCCCUGAGUAAAAGCCUGAUCUCUCUUCCUUUACCCCUAGGAAAA
This is a messenger RNA of Pan troglodytes (chimpanzee), 2502 nucleotides long. RefSeq names its product death domain containing 1 (gene DTHD1). Bases 4 to 2457 code for a protein of 817 amino acids. Gene Ontology annotation, molecular function: protein binding. The transcript is spliced from 9 exons. The record is from RefSeq and is a predicted model, not a curated record. Lineage: Eukaryota; Metazoa; Chordata; Mammalia; Primates; Hominidae. Gene Ontology annotation, biological process: signal transduction.